This is a messenger RNA of Fusarium mangiferae, 729 nucleotides long. RefSeq lists its product as uncharacterized. The transcript is spliced from 3 exons. NCBI's taxonomy places the organism in Eukaryota, Fungi, Ascomycota, Sordariomycetes, Hypocreales, Nectriaceae. The record is from RefSeq and is a predicted model, not a curated record. Gene Ontology annotation, molecular function: manganese ion binding. Gene Ontology annotation, cellular component: cell wall. Bases 1 to 729 code for a protein of 242 amino acids.
AUGAAGUUCACCACUGCUCUCGUCUCUGCCGUUCUGGCCUUCACCCCCUUCGCCGAGGCAGCUCCUCGCAACACUCGCCGAGGAGACUCUAGCAAGCCUCUCAGUCUGACUGCCCAGCUUCGACUCGCUGAUACUGCCGCUGACCGCUUUGCUCUCCUCCCCGAAGACGAUGACUUUGUCUUUGACUUCAACAAGAAGCAGGAUAACCCUGGAAAGGGCGGCGAGCUCAUCGCUGCCAACCGUGCCAACUUCCCUGCUCUUGUUGGUACUGGUGCUGGUAUGGCUUUUGGCAGAAUCGAUCCCUGUGGCAUGAACACUCUUCACGUUCACCCUCGCUCCGCCGAACUCCAAGUCGUCACCUCCGGCCGUCUCAUCACCGAGAUGGUCCCUGAGAACGGCGUCCUCGACAAGGAUGGCAAGCGUCGUGUUAUCCGCACCGAGCUCACAGCCAACAUGAUGACUCCCUUCUACCAAGGCUCCAUCCACACCCAGUUCAACCCCGACUGUGAACCCGCUACCUUCAUCGCCACCUUUGCAACUGAGGACUUUGGCACUGGCCAGAUCGCUGAUGAGCUUGUGUCCCUAAGCGACGAUGUCAUUGCUGCUACCUUUGGCCAGAGCAUCGCCGGUGAGGAUAUCGACAAGGUUCGCCAGGCUGUUCCUGAGAGCAUUGCUCUGGGUGUUGACAAGUGCCUCGAGACCUGUGGCCUCAAGAAGCGAUCCAUCUAA